GAUAGUGAGCAGGAGGUCAAAAGAACCGUUAAAUCUGCGUCUUUAAGACGCUUAUAAACAAAGAGCACCUGUCAGAGCAUAAUUAUCUGCAUUUCUAGAGCAAUUUGGUCUUAAAAAUGUAAUAAUAUGAAGUCAACUGAUUAACCUCCAUUACAGUUGAACUAGAAGUAGAAUUGAGAAGGUUUAGAUAUGAGUACCUCCUUUUAACCAAUUGCUGGUGUGAAGAAUGUUAAUUUUUACAACAGAAGACAACAGAUGAGAUCAUGGACAAUACAGUGACUAAAAGAAAAGAUGGAUGUGUAGAUUGUGAGUCUGCUACACUGAAGAAGGCUCGACAUUCAUGGCAGGUGAAGAGAAGUAACAGAGAAGACAUCUCUAGUGUUACUGACGUUGUAAUCUGUGACAAUAUCUCAUCAUGUCAACAUUGUAAUUUAAGGGGAGAUAAAUCUCUUUGUGAGUGUAACCCAGAUGUCAAAUUCAAUAAACCUGCAGAGAUUUCUGAAAAAGACAUGGACUGUUCAUCAUCAAAUAUGAUGGCUCCUACAUUUGUUAGACAUGAGUCUCAAAUAAACCAGGUAAAAAAGUAUGACUAUUCCGACCAAAAAUCUGAAGGAACAACCAGCACACCAUAUUUACAGAACACAGUCUCAUCAGCAAUACCAGACUAUUGUAGCAGUAUUCAUAACUUUUCUAGAACAAGUAGUCCAGUUAGUUCAAGUGGUAAUUUUAGUUUUGAUGGGCAGCAGAUUCAUCAAGAUAUGCAAAAGGAGGACGGUAGAACUUCUGUUUCAACAAAUCUCUCUAACAGAACAAGCAUACUGGCUCUCCCAUCUAGUAGUACUGUUGAUCCAGAAAUAGAAGAGGAAGGAUUAUUGAUAUCACAUCGUCAACGUGAAGAAGAACUCAACUUGUAUCUUAAACGAUGGCAAAAUCAACACAUUGCAAAAUCUAUCGUAGACAAUGCUAUUAAUAAAACACUUGAAGAAAUGGGGGUGUCACCAGAACCACAACAAUUUGUAACAAAUUUAAUAGAAAGUCAAGGAAUUUCUGAAGCUAUUAAAUUACAGGGACUGAUUCCCCAGUCACAAUGCAAUCAUUUAGGUCCAGUAGAAGUUUUAUCUAAUUUUGCCGAGUCAAACACUUAUUUUAUGUCAUUAUCAAAUCAACAAAUAUCUAACAACAUAUCAGAUGUCGGUUUAAAUGCAGGUACAUCCACAACAAACCAUGACAUAUUGGAUCAUGCUGUUUCUGUUGCUAUUGGCUCCAAGGGACUCAUAUUUCAUGACCCAGGAAAAUAAUUAUACUGGAGUAAUAGUACAGUCAAAGUAUUAUAUUGAAAUGAAAUAUGUAUAAUGUACUGAUGGCAAGGAGAUUUUUUUAUUGAAACAACAUUGUAUGAUCAUGAAUUUAACCCUGUAUUAUGUAUAUAAGCCUUUUACAUAAACUUUGUACAUGUACUCUUGCCAAGUUAACUCUACAAGAAUACUUAAGAAGUUUUGUAAAUUUAAUUAAUGAAUAUCUUUAAAAUCUCAAAUCUUGAUGUCUUGCUUUAAAACCUCACUUAUCAUGAACUUUAUUUUUGAAGCUAAAAUUAUUGAAACAAAGUAAUUGUAAAUUUUGAGAAAAAGGGCUUUGGUUUUAUAAAGUGUAAAUAGCUUGCAUCCUCAUUCUUUAGCUUAAAACUUAUUAAUAUUCUCUUUAAAUUUUAAGUAUAAUGCUAAAUUUCUUUACACCAGGUAGUGCCUGGGUGUAAAAUGUCAAUAGAUUGUGCCUAUCCCAGGCAGUAUAAUCUUUAAUUAUUAGAAGAAGGCAGCUUUGCAUAAUAACUUAUAUAUAUUGUUUCAUUUACCAGUUAUAAACUGAUUUUUAGCUCACCUGGCCCUUCAAGUGAGCUUUUCUCAUCCAUUGGCAUCCGUCUUCAUCCCUUAACUUUUACAAAGAUCUUCUUCUCUGAAACUACUGAGUCAAGUUAAACCAAACUUGGUCUAAUCAUCCUUAGGGUAUCUAGUUUUAAAAAUGUAUCUGACAACCCUGCCUAGAUGGCUGCCAUGACUGUAAAUAUAACAUGGGAGUAAAAUGCAGUUUUGAGGAUAUAUCAUUGAAACUAAAGCACUUAGAGCAAAUUCGAAAAAGAAAAAAUGUUCAUCAGGUCAAGAUCUACCUGCCCUGAUCUAAUCAGACAACUCUUUGUUGGGUUGAUGCCUCUGAAUUGGUAAUUUUGAGGAAAAUUUUGCAUUUUUAUAUAUUAUCUUGGAUAUAAUAUAUUAGAUGCAGAUUAACUGUAAAGCAAAAUUGUUCAGCAAAGUAAGAUCUACAUGACCAAAAUGGUCAGUUGACCCCAUAAGGAGUUAUUGUCCUUUAAAGUCAUCUUUUACAAUUUUUCGUUAAUUAAUUUAAUCUUUUACAAAAAUCUUUUCCGCUGAAACUGCUGGGUCAAAUCAUUAUAGAAAGAGAUAACUGUAAACACCAAGAAUGUUCAUGAUCAGUAAAGUAAGAUCUACAAAUAAGUAAACAUGAUCAAAAUUGUCAAUUGACCCUAAAGACUGCAGCACAUAGAUCAAGGUGAGCCACACAGGCUCUUGAGAGCCUCUAGGUGUUUUGUUUUCAUUUUGCUAACAUGAAUAUACACACAUUAUCAUUCAAACCAACUGUCACUUUCUUACUUAAUAAGUUGUAAAAAUAUGUAAAAUAUACUUGUAAUGUUAUGAAGUGCCAUUCUUAUAAUAAAAUGUACAUAUACAAGCAUGAUACUAUGACAUUUUAGCAUAUUUCUAUAUUGACAGUAUAUUUAAAGCAUAAUAUUUGUAAUCAGCUUUCAGUAGAAUAGUACUAGUUUCUUACAAGAACUUUUUACCAAGAAUGUGACUCGUCAAUGAAAUAAUACUAGUAUAUAGAUUUAAAUUUCAAAACUAGUUAAUAAUACAUGUAUGAACAGUGAUAUUUCAAGGGCAACAUGUUGGGGUGUUGAAAUUAUCUUUUCAAUCAUGUAUUAGUUCUUAAUAAAAUAAAAUAUCUAAACAUUA
Mytilus trossulus (common blue mussel) is the source of this 3023-nucleotide messenger RNA. RefSeq lists its product as uncharacterized. Bases 264 to 1298 code for a protein of 344 amino acids. The transcript has 3 exons. Lineage: Eukaryota; Metazoa; Mollusca; Bivalvia; Mytilida; Mytilidae. The record is from RefSeq and is a predicted model, not a curated record.